Osmia bicornis bicornis is the source of this 8483-nucleotide messenger RNA. It is a transcript of the gene sev, whose product is annotated as proto-oncogene tyrosine-protein kinase ROS. Gene Ontology annotation, molecular function: protein binding; ATP binding; transmembrane receptor protein tyrosine kinase activity. The record is from RefSeq and is a predicted model, not a curated record. The coding region runs from base 609 to 8354 and encodes 2581 amino acids. Lineage: Eukaryota; Metazoa; Arthropoda; Insecta; Hymenoptera; Megachilidae. Gene Ontology annotation, biological process: protein phosphorylation; cell surface receptor protein tyrosine kinase signaling pathway; positive regulation of kinase activity. The transcript is spliced from 20 exons. Gene Ontology annotation, cellular component: membrane; signaling receptor complex.
CUUGCCAGACAUUAACAACAACCACGCCGGGCUGUUGCAGUGCGAGCCUCGUGACUCGAACGUCACAGGUAAUUCGAAAUCAUUCGAUAUUUUUUUCAUGGCAAUUCUACCUGUGCACACCUGGCUAACAGCCCUUCAGCAAUCGUCCCUUGAUUGACUAUAAUCGAGGAAGAGAAAAGUGAUGCGAACAUUUACUGACAGUUGCGUUUGUGGAUUGUGACGAUCGUGUUUUCCGAUUGACUGGAUGAAUAGAAGAAAAAUUUUGGAAAGUAGUUUUCCAUAUCCAGAAGUGUCAUCAGUGAUAUUUGACAGAAAUAAAAUAAUCUACUCGUUCAGUGAGUGGUUCCCCGAGUGACAGUGAUCCAAGUAUCGUACUUCCUUAUUCGAAGGGAACAGUAAUUUAUUAAAGGAUUGUUCGAGUUCUUCGAGUACGACAAUCGAUGUGGAAGAAUGUGGAAAAAGAAAGUCUAAAAUUGACGAAUUUAUUGGUAGUAUCGCGGAUGUUGUCAGGAUCGAGAGAACAAUGACGAUGGACAGUUGAAGAUACCAUUUACGAAAAUUCUGCGGAGGGUGAUCGAGGGCUCGUCUCCGGGGGGGUUGUGGAUAUUAUGUUAGCAAAGGGAUUAUGCGUGUUUCUGAAGGUGUUGGCGUUGGCGGGAAGCGUCUCGGCGUUUCUGCCAGAAGAUCUCGAGGAUCGGGCAACUCCUGCCAAUCUCCAAGAAGAAUGCGCCUCGAAAUGUCCGGACCUCGAUUUGAACCAGAAUCGAACGGACGACUUGAGCUCAGAGGUGGGGUGUGGAGUACGAUGCAAGAUCGACCAGUGCACAAAAGGCUGUGGAGCGUGGCAACGAGCACUCGACACGAGCUGUCAAGCCGUCUGCAAUGGAACGCAAGAACUGCUGCCGCCCAAGGAACUCUAUUGUGUUCUGGGUUGUCACGACGCGCUAAAUCGUUACUUCCAACAAUUGAAAGCGGAAAUAGGCAUCCCACCCGCGCCGGCUCUGGUGGCGGACUCGUUGACCGCAACAUCUCUGAGGCUCGAAUGGAAAGGAAUAGACAUCGAAAGACGCGGAGGAGGCAUCUCGUAUCUGGUGCAAUGGAGGUACGAAGAGCUGGCUGAAACUUGGCAGUACUGCAGAAAUCAAUCCUGGGGGGAAGAUGAUCAGAUCUUGGUGGAGAACUUGCAACCGUACACGAAGUACAGAUUUCGCGUAGCGUUACUCUUAAAAUCAUCGCAACACAAUCCCGAGCCGAUCGUCUCCGCUCCGAGCGUCGUGAUACGAACGCUGGCAGAGGGUUUACCGACCUCAGCACCGAUAAUUGUAAGAGCGGCGGUGGUUGACAGCUGCCGUGUCUCUGUGUCUUGGGAACCAGGUCCAUUUCCAAACGGGCCACUUUUGUCUUAUGUCCUGCGUCUGCAAGGGGCUGACUACUCCCAGCUUAAGGAUAUACCAACGUCAGAGAACACGAAUCACUACUUGAUUCAAAAUCUCGAGCCGAAUCAAAAUUAUUCCAUAAGUGUAACUAUGAGAAACGGUGUCGGCGAGGGUCCUCCUGCGGUCACUUGCAUUACAACAACCCCGGAACCGGCUGUGAAAGACACGCAACAACCCAUUCUAAUUCUCGGAGGGCAACACGUAGUCAUGAAGCAGGACGCGGAUAUGCUUGACGAUCCCAGCGUGAUUUACGAGAACACCAGUACGAUUCGUGGUGUCGCGAUCCACGUUGCUUCCGCUCAGCUUUUCGUCUCUGAUUCCAUGGGAUACGUGUACAGAACGUCCCUCGCGAAACGAACGAAACCGACAGUGAUACUGAGCCCCAGUCAAACUAAUUUCAAACCGUUAAGCCUGUCCGUCGAUUGGCUGAACCUGCAUUUAUACAUUCUGGGCGAGGUGAAACACGCGACGACGGUUUGGCAGAUAGCAAGAUGCAAUCUAGAUGGAAGAGGUUUGACGGUUGCCGUGGCUGGUUUCAUAUCGCAACCUACUCACAUCGAAGUAGACCCGUACAAUGGAUACUUAUUCUGGGUGAACAGCGGCGGUUUGUACAGAUUGGAUCUGGCUGACAUUAGCAACGGAGUGAAACACGAGGUUCAGCCUUAUUUAAUCCUGGAAGAAGCUUGUUUGAAAGCAUUCACUGUAGACCACACGAACUUCCGAUUGUUAGUCCCUAGUCACGUUAAUAACACGGUGAAGUCACUUUCCCUGGAUGGUCGGGAGCUGUUGAAUAUCCGUAACAACACUCAGCAACCGAAAUUCAAGAAUGUAAUCUCUUUAGCAAUGGCGAACGGUUUGUUUUACUUUACCAACGGGGAGGAGGUAUUGAUAGAAGGAUAUCAUUCAGGAAAGAACAGAUAUUUUCAUAAUGCUUAUCCUGAUAGGUCGAACGGUUCAUUUAUCAGUGUCAAUGUACUUAUGGACGCGAGCCAGCCCAUUCCUGUCCCGGUGAAUCCCCCCACGGGUGUCCAAGCUGUUCUCGGUGUAGAAAGGGCCAAAGUUUCCUGGCAAGCGCCUCAUCUGUUGGGCGGUCAGGGUAAGGGCGCUUGGCAGAAUUGGUCCUACGAGCUCGAGAUCAAGGACGAGUCCACUGGUGAGACGAUCCAUCAGAAAGAUAUCGCCGGAUCGUUUCACACUGUGCAUAAUCUUCGAGAGAAAUCAGAGUAUUCGAUCAAAGCUGCCGCUUAUACCAGCGCUGGCAGAGGACCGUGGUCCACCGAAUUCAGGGGACGAACGUUAAGAGACGGAUCACACGCGACCAUUCUUUGGUCCGCGAACGAAGGUCUCCUAAGAAGCGACGUAACUGGCGAGAAUAUCGAUACUCUGAUAUACAAAGCGAGUUUAAAAGAAGCAGAGACCGACUAUCAUAUCGUCGACGUCACUUGGUACAAGGAUGUUCUAUAUAUCGUGGGAAAUAAUUCCGCGUUGUACCGAUACAAUGUCACCAGCCAUCAGAAGAGCAAGAUGAACAUACAUUCUGUCGGUAGCGUGGCUGUUGACUGGCUAUCGAGAAAAUUAUACUGGGCUAAUCCGAAGCAACAAAUUAUAACAAGAGCAAACUUAAAUGGAUCUCAUCAGGAACCUAUGUCAAUUUUAGCCAUCGUUAAAGAAUUAAUGAUCGAUUCUUUGGAGGCGUAUUUAUAUUGGUCCACGGGUCAUGCGGUUGAAGUAGCGCGCUUAAAUGGUCAGGAUAGAAGAUACUAUCAUUCUGACGAGAUAUUCAAUGGCAAACAAGUGAUGGGUUUAACGUUGGACACAGAAAACAGAUACGUUUAUUGGAUUGUUCGUAGUUAUGAGAGUGGAUCGAUUGUCUAUCGUGCACCAACGUCAGAAAGGAUCCCUAUGAGUCACAAAAUUGUGCCCGAGAAGGUGUCAGCCCUGCAGCAUCCAAACAUGCAAGGCUCUUUGUGUUACUUUUCAGAGCACCUUUUCUGGCUGCAAGACGAACGAAACGCAGUGAUAGGCGAUCUGUCAGGUCAGAACACAGCUGUGAUAAAUGGCAUCACUCUAUCGGGCCUUCGCAUGGUAGCCGUGAUGGAUCCAGCUCUUCAUCAAUACCCGAAGAAUUUAACAUCAGAGACAGUGGUCGUUCUACCAAACGCGGUUAAUUACAGUAGCAUCAGAGUUGAAGGGAUCUGGAGGAACUUCAACAUAUCCUGGGACCCUGUCGAGAACAUCAACUACGGCACUGUAUUCUACGAAGUGAAAUUCGCAGACUAUAUAAACACGAAUUCGAAUCCAGAGAUCACGACCAAGACUUCGAUGCCUUACAACAACUCGGAACAGAUUCUACCUUAUUCGGUACUGGAGGUGACAGUGAAAGCUUUCACUUACUGGGAAACUGCACACCAUACCAGGAAGAUAUUAAGAUCACCGCAAAGUGUGCCGACCCAGCCAACCAAUCCCAGAGCCUUCAUAGAGUUUCACAAAGAACCACUAAGCGAGAACGUGAAUAUAUUCGCGAUAUUCAGAUGGGACCAACCAGAGUUCACUAAUGGUUUGAUCACUGGGUACACAGUUCAAUGUUGGUUCAUAGAGAACCACACAGAGAUCCAAAUCUGUGAUAACUCGUUGAUUCCUGCCUCAUUACUGGAGCACACUGUGCAAGAUCUCUUGUCAAAUACAACUUACUAUUUUCAAGUUCGAGCGCAUACCGAGAUCGGCGCAGGGCCGUACACGGAUGUGAUAAACAUUUCAACGAUAUAUGAGAAUCCGGUACCCCAACUGUUAGUAGCUACGCUGGAUGCGGUUAGGGUAUCGGAUCUAGAUCAAGAAGUAAAUUACACGAUCACGCGACACAUUGCCGUCGAGGUGGCCUAUCUAGCUGCGGAGAGUAAAAUCUAUUGGAUAAACGAGAUGCAAGAGUUGGUCACUUCGGAGUUGAACGGGGCGAAUGCCACGAAAAUGUUGGCAUUGAACAACAGUGCUCUUAGCAUAACCGUUGAUUGGGUGGCGAGGAACUUGUAUUGGUCCGAAUCGAGCUACAUAGAAAACGAAGGUCGUAUCAUGAAGUUGGAUUUGACCACCUGGCAAGUUGGUAUUCUUAAGUACGAGAAUAUCGUCACGACGAAUAGGCGCAUAGUGAACCUUGACGUGUUACCAUCUACAGGAUCACUGUACUGGAUAGAAUUAACGAAGAAGGACAUCGGAGUGAUAAUGCAAUCCGAUUUGAAUGGAAAAUCGAAUCAAUUGUUCUUCAAUCACGCAGACGACUGCUCUUGUCCGUACAGACCGUUGGUGAUUCCCGUGAUGACGAUCGACAGCACGAACUAUCAGAAACCAGUCAUGUACUGGAUCUCCCUGGAAGGGCACCUAAACAUCGCUGACAUGAAUGGUUGCACUUGCAGCUUGAUAGUGAGCGCGAGCUUCAACAAAGGCCUGCCACCGACCUCGUUAACAGUCGACAAGAUGAACAUCUAUUGGUCCAAUAUCGCGGAGGAUCAGAUUUACUUCGUAAAUAAAAAGUACCCUGACGAUGGAGAUAUCAAGCAUUUCUAUCUGCCAACCGUGCGCAGUAUAAAAGCCCUUGGGAAAUCAUUGCAAUCCUAUCCCAUAACGAAUUGCUUGAUACCCCAUCAGGUGUCCUACAACGUCGAAGAAUCCAAUAAAACAGCGAACACUAUCACUGUGAAGCUUCCUCGACCUGUUCCUCAGUUCGAUUGCAAGGAAUAUAAUUUACCUACGACACUGUACACGAUAUACGUGUCUCCGUGCUUGGAAAAUGAUCCUAACAUGUGCAAGGACACUGACAGAACAAAGUUGCAGACGUACGAAACUGAGUAUCAAAUAAAGAAUCUGAAGCCUUUCACGAAGUACAGAUUGAAACUGGCAUUGAGCAAUUACUAUGCUGAUUUAGCAUCGAUGAGCUUAGAGUUUGGCUCUGGCGUGGUACUGAGAACCGGAGCUGGUGCUCCGACUGCUCCAGAAAAUGUAACUGUCGAGGCUCUGACGCCAACGUUGGCCAUCGUUUAUUGGAUGCCGCCAAAGAUACUAAACGCUGCCGCUGUCCGAUACGAAAUACAUUGGAAGCUCGAUAGUCUGAUAAACGGGGCACGACAAAAGGGAGAACAGUUGAUAAAGGGCAACGAGCGCACCGCGGAUGGUCGAUUCUUUAGCAUGCUCGAACCAUGGUUGCCUGGUCAGAAGUAUAAAGUGUUCGUCCGUGCCUAUCCUGCUGGAUCUAACGACAAUUACAGCGAGAGUCUUGGCAAACCGGUGACAAUGUACCCGGAGCCUAAUAAAAUACUCCUAACUGGGGUCAGUUUGAACAGUCUGAACGUAACUUGGACGCCAACCGUCAAUCAAGUCAAAUACACUUUAGAGUACAAAGAUGUUGCCAUGGAGGACUGGCAAGUGGCGAAUGAUUCUAAAAUGGACAAAAACAAAGUGACCUACUUUAUCAAGAACCUACAACCGCGGACUUCGUACAAAUUUCGUCUGCUCAUUAGAUAUCCUAAUUAUAAGAAAGACUUUGUUUGGCCACCCGAUGGGGGGUUCACGUUUCUGACAAUGGGUGAUGUACCAAGUGCGCCUGGGAUGCCUACAGUUACUAAGCUUCGCAAUUCCGUGUAUCAAUUAAACUGGGAACCUGCCCAGGCUCAUGGUUCACAGAUCACGUUAUACCGUCUGGAAGGGAUGAAAAUAAACGAGAUCAAUGAACAAAUAGACUCGAGCGAUAAUACCAGCUGGAAACUAUAUUACAAUGGAACGGAUAAUUACUGGAUAAUCACGGGCGACAUGGACGACAAGUAUCGGUUCCGGGUUCAGGCUAAAAACGCGUACGGAUUUGGCCCAUGGAGCAGAUCCAGUCUCGUCAUUGAUUUAACUGAAACUACAGGAGGAAUAUUAGCGGCACAACAGCAUCUUGGAUUGGUGCUGGGACUCAGCGUCCCUGUUAUCACCAUCAUGCUCAUCUGCUUUUGUUAUUUUCUUUGCCCAGUGUAUCGGCAACGCAAGGAGGACAAAAAGGCAGUUUUACCUCCGUUAGUUAGCGACGUAGAACUGGCGACUCUACGGGAGAUACCGAGAGGAAAUUUCGUUCAAUCCAACGCUCUUUAUGCGUCCACCUUGCAAACCGAUCCUGACGACUCGACGUUGCCGAAAAUCAGGAGAGAACAAAUCACACUGGCCAAGUUUCUAGGCAGCGGGGCAUUUGGAGAGGUGUUUCAAGGUAACGCGAAAGAUUUGGAGAGACCGGGAAUCACCCCGGUUGCUAUAAAGACCCUACGAAAGGGAGCAUCGGCUCAGGAGAAGACGGAGUUCCUUCAGGAAGCCAGACUUAUGAGCCAUUUUCGGCAUAAACACGUGCUCAGACUCCUGGGAGUUUGUCUAGACACAGAUCCACCACUGUUGGUGCUGGAACUCAUGGAGGCUGGCGAUUUGUUAAGUUAUUUGAGAGCCAGCCGAUCGUUGCAGCCUUCCGAUCCACAUGCUCUACGCUUGCAAGAUUUACUUGCCAUGUGCGAAGAUGUGGCUAGGGGAUGUCGUUAUUUGGAGGACCUGCAUUUUGUACAUAGAGAUCUAGCCUGCAGAAAUUGCCUGGUGUCUGCUAGGGAUCGAGAGAACCGUGUCGUUAAGAUCGGUGACUUUGGCCUUGCCAGGGAUAUAUACAAGAACGAUUACUAUAGAAAGGAAGGGGAAGGGUUGCUCCCCGUUCGUUGGAUGGCUCCUGAAUCGUUGGUAGAUGGAGUAUUCACUUCUCAGAGUGACGUUUGGGCAUUUGGAGUACUGAUGUGGGAAAUCACGUCGUUGGGGCAGCAACCGUAUCCUGCCAGGACUAAUCUAGAAGUAUUACACCACGUUCGUGCGGGUGGAAGGUUACCCAAACCUCUCAACUGUCCACCUGUUCUACAUCAACUGAUGCUGCGUUGUUGGAGUGCCGCUGAUGCCAGGCCGAGUUUCAAAGUUUGCCUUGAAAACAUAGUUAGUCUUCGUAGCACUAUAGAGGACGCGCCGUUAAGUCCGGUACACGCUGGCCAUUACCUGGCUAGAAGAGGGAACUCCUGGAAAUCGAGCAGUUCCGAAGGCAGUCGCGAUAUGCAACCAUUCCUUCAGAAUUCUCAUAACGCAGCCCUGACAACGCAAUCCAGUGAUACACCGAAAUAUUUAGAGUUAUUAGCGGAUAACGAGGAUAUUAUUUUAAGGGAAAAUUCGACGAACGGAUACGAAGUGCCUCGAUCGAUCCAUAUCUCUCAUCCGAACCUGACUAAUACAACCAAACCUAGUACAAAUGGAGAUCUAAAGAAGAAUUUACACUCUGAUCAAGAACAGAAAGGCACUUUGAGUGGUACCAAAGAACAACUUGGGAAGAAAUGUGAUAAGAGAUCUUCGGUAUCCAGUUUAAGUUUACCAGAGCGUAAAAGAGCAUCGCUUGCAAGUAUGACUGAAAAGUCUAACCCUUCUGAUUGCUCGCAAUCAGGACCGACUGUUAAAACGAUCUUAAAAAGAGACUCCUUCACGUCUCUAACUGAUCAACGGAAGAAUAAAAGGAACAUAGUCGAACGACGAGGUUCGGAGAUAAGUUUAGAAGGUAGAAGUUCUAGUUCGUUAAGCUCCAGUAUCAGUUUAGCUCCACCAACUCGACCUAGCUCAUCUUUAAUUAGUUCGCAAAAUGUUCUUCCUCUGAAGAACAGUGUUAUCGGUGGAGACACAAUGGCGAACGAUGGUAACGUUAAAAGCACAUUGCCAAAAAUUCAAAGGACUCAUUCUAAUUUACAAAAUGGUAAAGCCAACAUUCCUUUGGUGAUAAACAGUGCGUUGUUAAAUUUAUUAAGACAAACUCCUGUCGUCGAAGACAGCAACAAUAUAGUCACGUACACGAAUAUUAAUACGGAUGCCGUUAGAGUGAACGGAUCCUGAAGUUAUUGUUGUUAAAGGUGAGGAUGGAUUAAUUAAAGUCGUUAAAGCACAAUCGUAAGUUUCAGUUAUAACUGCACGAUGAAACUGGAAACGCGCGUCAAGUUCCAUAGUUCUAAACUGCCAUAUUAA